AUGGACGAGGCCACAAUAAAGAUUAUCGGGGAGAAUCCUAUAGGGAAUGGCCUCAAUGCCUUUCGCAACGAAUUUGCGUCAGUUUGUGACUCCACGGGCCUCGCGUCUUUGCCAGACGCAUUUGAUCGGCUUGAGCAAAGCCGCCAUCGAAGCAUCGCCUUUGACUUGCACAUGACGCUGGCGAGACUCCGAGCGGCACAACUACUUCCCAAUGGCGACAGGUCGCUGCUUGAGGAGUUAUUUCGAUAUGUUCUCAUCGUGAACUCAGACGACUUCGAUCUCAGCCGCAUCAAGCCGCUUCUGAAGGCAAUUCUCGUCAACUCCGACGAUGUUGCCGUCUGGACCCAAGUCUACAAUGUCUUCUCAGAAGCAACGCCUCUUCCGCCGCUCACUCCACCAUCCAUAUCAUCCGUGCCACGAAGAGCCACAACACCUAUGGCGGCUACGACGGCUGUAACACCUACGAGAGUUACGGUAGCUGCGAGCGAUACGGUAGCUACGUCAGCUGCAACAAGCACACCAUCUGUACCCGGAAUUCCUUGGACCCGAAAUACAACUAGCAUCUUGAACUCGUCGGAGCAUUGUCGUGAAAUCGACCCGAUCCUCAAGAGGGAACUAGGCAAUCCUCGCGUUGGCAUUCGCAGAUUUCGAGAAUCAUUCUUCGCGCGCGUGCCGAACCUCGAAACAGCUGCAGCUGCCGUCUUCGAUAAGUGUUGCAGAGGCGAAGAGCCGCUAUUUGGACCAGACGGAUGGGCUGCAUGGCCGGCAGAUGCAAAAGAAGCGGAAGUGCUUGCCUGGUUCGGUAACAUGAUCACGAAGCUGGAGGAACUUGCGGCAGACUACAGGCCUGCAAACAUGGCAAACCGACGGAAACUGCUCGCGCAACCAAAGACACCUCUGAUAGGGUCCACAGGCAGACGCAGCAUGGACAUCGGCUUCGUAAACGACGACUUCGUGUUUCGACCCGCAAUGGGGAGGGCUGGCAGGUAUCGCUGGUCGCACAUCCUAGUGCCAGGCGAACUGAAGAGCAACCCGGCUGCCGAUGCACCACCGCUAGCAUGGAUCGAUCUCGCGACAUAUGCGAGAGAAGUGCUCUCGGCCCAGGACAACCGCCGCUUCGUCUUGGCUUUGACACUCUGUGGAUCCAACUUGAGACUUUGGGAAUACGACCGUCUAGGUGGAAUGGCGUCCGAGCAGUUCAACAUCAACGAAUCAAGAGGCGGCCUAGAGUUUGUGGCCACCAUGCUUGGGUUUCUCUGGAUGGACGAGGAAGGGCUGGGGUUUGAUCCGUCUAUCAUGGAAUCUCAAGGCAAAAGGUUCAUCGAGAUUGAGCGGGAUGGCAAGCCAGAGCGUCUCAUAAUUGAUGAGGUCAUCACGCGCCCUCGAUGCAUCGCCAGCAGAGCGACGACCUGCUGGAAGGCUCAUCGUGAAGAUGACCCUCUGAAGGCACCACUUGUCAUCAAGGACUCAUGGCAAUAUCCAGAACGAGACGAGGAAGGUCUGCUUGUUAAAGAAGCGACGGAGAAGGGAGUGAUCAAUAUGGCCCGAUACUAUCAUCAUGAGACUGUACGCAUUGGUGGAGUCGAAGAUGAGGUUCGUAUCCUGAUAAGAAAAGGGCUGGACAGUACGACGGUUAUAGCCAAUACAGCACCUACUACAACUGGUACCAAGGCUACAGCAGAGACAGCGGCGACAGAAAAUAUGACGACUACUCCAGAGAUGACGACUGCUCCAGCUGGAUUCAAGAUAGCUGAUACUGCAGCUGUCACAUUUACCAGCGCCAUGUCGGCGAUAACAGCCACGGCAAGGAGGAGGUCUACCAGUUCCUCAGCAUCCUCAACUGCUACAGUCGCAGCGGCGGCUGGCAGUUCCGGCCGACGGCGAGGACACUCCGUGGCCUCUCAGAGCAGGAAGGCGACAAGAGUCAUGCAACUCCGGGAGAGCAGCAGCAGGAGCAGUAACAGUAUUCAAUGUGGCGGCAACAAUGACAAUCGUCCCAACAAUGGUAGCAGCAGCAGCGUUGCUGGCACCAAGCGACGACAAAGCGAAGCGAAUUUGGACAACAAUGACGACGACGACGACGACGACCAUGGCCACAAUGGUGCCGCUGAUGCCAGAGGGCGAGUUAAACGGUCCCGUUCAGAAUCAGCUGGAUCGGGCGGCGCCACACCGUUAACCAAUCGAGUCCAUCGAAGGGUCGUGCUUCAAGACUAUGGAAAGCCAAUAUAUACGGCCAGCUCCCCGACAGCGCUGCUGGCGGCGCUGGAGAGCUGCAUUCGAGGCCAUGAGUCGCUGAGGCGACAAGCCGGCCUACUCCACAGAGAUAUCUCCAUCAACAAUGUUGUGAUUGACGAAGACGGCCCUGGUGAUCGGAAGGGAUUCCUGAUAGAUCUUGAUCUUGCUAUAAAGGAGCAACGAAUCAAGGCCUCAGGGACCAAGGGCAAGACGGGGACGAGAGCCUUUAUGGCUAUCGGCGUUUUGAUGGGCAGGCAACACUCAUUCAUGCACGAUCUUGAGUCUUUCUUCUGGGUUCUGUUCUGGAUAUGCGUCCAUUACGAUGGACCGGACAAGGCCCGCAAAUCGGACUUUGACGAGUGGAACUUUAUGCGAGAUCGCAACCUAGCAGGAGCGAAAUUGGCCAUCAUCUACGACUUUGAAUCGUUCCGUGAUGAGGCGGAAUCGAGCUUUACACCAUUUUACGCGCCGUUGAUCCCGCUGAUGGAUCGAUUGCGAGCUGUUGUGUUUCCAAACGGACAACCGCAGAGGCAACCGGACGAAGGGUUAUAUUCAGCGAUGAGCAAUGUUUUGCUACAGGGCCUAGAGUGA
Molecule: messenger RNA, 2826 nt
Organism: Trichoderma reesei QM6a
Lineage: Eukaryota; Fungi; Ascomycota; Sordariomycetes; Hypocreales; Hypocreaceae
Exons: 1
Coding region: 1-2826 (941 amino acids)
Biological process (GO): protein phosphorylation
Molecular function (GO): protein kinase activity
Source: RefSeq, a predicted model, not a curated record